ACCAAACAAACUCAACUCACCAGCAAUCCUCUUCGUUUACUUCCUUCUCCCUUUAUCUAUCUCCAUUCCAAACCUCCUCAACUUCUCUCUCAUUCCUCUGCAUCUCACAAUGGCUUCAGGAGCAGGAGCAGCAGCAGCAGCAGAAGGCAACUUCAAGACUCUCGUUCUAAAGGUCUCCAUCCACUGCGAGGGCUGCAAGAGAAAAGUCUCCAAGAUCUUGAGCAAAAUCGAAGGUGUCGAGUCAGUCGAUAUCGAUGCGAGGCAGAACAAGGUGAGCAUUAAGUCUCUUGUGGAUGCCCAGACAGUAAUUCAGAAGCUGAAGAAGCACGGCAAGCCUGCUGAGCUCCUGCAGGAGGUGAAUCCGAGUGAUGAUCGAGUUCGUAAACCGGCAACCGAGACCGACAAGCCGCCUGAACCCGCGAAAAUUGGUGUACAAGGCAGUAGUCCUGCUUCUUCUCCCGGUGCUGAUCAGGCUGAGACGGUUAUGGCAGUUGACAAUUCUGUUACUGAGGCCAAAGUGACCAAGGAUGAACCCCCCCAAAACCCCGAAAAAUCCGAAGAGGUAAAGUCGAAAAUAGGCGAUAAAAACAUCGAAGAUACCUUGAAGCCGUCACGUGAAGAAGAGAAGUCCAAGAAGGUCGAAGAAUUAAAUGAUGAGCAUCACACCCCUCGUCAAGUGUUUCCCCCGCAACCGGCUUACGUUAUGAGCUACGACACGACUAAGCCAAGUAUGAGUCAGUCGCACUUUGUGCCUCCUAUGGCAACCGUUUCGUCUCAAGGGAACAUCUACGAUGAUCAAUAUCGGAAUUUUCCACGAUAUUACGAUGGCCCGGUUGAAGCUCAUUCGAACUCAACUGGUUACAUGCAUCAGCAAACAAAUGAUCCAUACAACGCCAUGUUCAGCGAUGAGAACCCGGACGCGAAUUGUAGUCUUAUGUGAUUGUCCCGUAGAGCUUGACUAGAAUCAUGUAAGCUAAAAUUGUGUUAAUCAAAGACCGUGCGUAAUAUUUUGAUCA
This is a messenger RNA of Zingiber officinale, 1016 nucleotides long. RefSeq names its product heavy metal-associated isoprenylated plant protein 35-like. Gene Ontology annotation, molecular function: metal ion binding. NCBI's taxonomy places the organism in Eukaryota, Viridiplantae, Streptophyta, Magnoliopsida, Zingiberales, Zingiberaceae. The transcript is spliced from 3 exons. The coding region runs from base 110 to 940 and encodes 276 amino acids. The record is from RefSeq and is a predicted model, not a curated record.